CUCUCUCUCUCAAAACGCUUUCUCUUCCUCCAAUGGAGCCAUGGCUCGACGACUUAGCGGACGAUCUCCAAAGCAUUAGCUUCACCUCCACUAACACUACUACUACAACAAUCAACCGCAGCACCAGCUCCGGCUCCUCCGACGCCGCCGCACUCACGCCGGCUCCCUCCGCGCGCGGCUCAUUCUCGUCAAAAUCCAAAUCCAACCACUCCCUCUCCCUCUCCGACCUCCGCUUCUCUCUCCGGCUCGGUUCCGGGGACAUCGGCUCCGUCUACUUGGCGGAGCUGAAAAAGAACAAUGAUAGUAUCACUAUCAGUACCAAUAACAACGGCCUUUUCGCGGUUAAAGUGAUGGACAAGAAAGAACUUGCUUCUAGAAGCAAAGAAGGAAGAGCCAAGACUGAGAGAGAAAUACUUGAACAGUUGGACCAUCCUUUUCUGCCAACGCUUUACGCGAGUAUAGACUCGCAGAAAUGGCUCUGUUUGUUAACGGAGUUUUGCCACGGCGGUGACCUCCACGUGCUCCGACAACGCCAGCCUAACAAACGCUUCGACGAAACUGCCGUAAGAUUCUAUGCAUCAGAAGUGGUAGUAGCUCUAGAGUACCUUCACAUGCUGGGGAUUGUUUACCGUGAUCUUAAACCCGAAAACGUGCUCGUUCGAUCAGAUGGCCACAUCAUGCUCACAGAUUUUGAUCUCUCAUUGAAAUGUGAUGAUUCUACAUCAAAGGCUCAAAUCAUUUCUAAUCAAAACCCUCCACUUUCGGCCCCACAAAAUGACUAUCCUGUUGAUCAUCCUCCUUUCACAUCUUCUUCAUGCAUUCUUCCAAAUUGUAUAGUCCCGGCUGUAUCAUGCUUCCACCCAAAACGCAAACGGAAAAAGAAGUCGGCUCACCAAGGUGGGCCUGAAUUUGUAGCUGAACCUAUUGAUGUGCGGUCCAUGUCGUUCGUUGGGACCCAUGAGUAUUUGGCGCCGGAGAUUGUUUCUGGCGAGGGGCAUGGGAGUCCAGUGGAUUGGUGGACGUUAGGGAUAUUCAUAUUUGAACUAUUUUAUGGGGUGACACCCUUUAGGGGUGUAGACCAUGAGCUAACCCUAGCUAAUAUUGUGGCCCGAGCCCUUGAGUUUCCUAAGGAACCCGCCAUGCCAGCUGCUGCCAAGGACCUGAUUCAACAACUGUUGAUUAAGGAUCCAGCAAGGCGGUUAGGAUCUACUAAGGGUGCGUCGGCAAUCAAGCACCAUCCUUUUUUUCAGGGGGUGAAUUGGGCAUUGUUGAGAUGUACACCCCCACCAUUUGUUCCCCCACCCUUUAGUAGAGAAGUUGUAUCAGAUGAAAGUUGUCCUGAAACACCAGUUGAAUAUUAUUAGUGAAACUAAAAAUGAAAUGUUAAUAAACAUCGAUCUCACAAUAUCACAAAAUUACUUUCGAAUUAUUGUUUCAAUCGCAU
Pistacia vera is the source of this 1444-nucleotide messenger RNA. Its product is annotated as serine/threonine-protein kinase D6PKL2. The transcript is spliced from 2 exons. Gene Ontology annotation, molecular function: protein serine/threonine kinase activity; ATP binding. Gene Ontology annotation, biological process: protein phosphorylation. The record is from RefSeq and is a predicted model, not a curated record. NCBI's taxonomy places the organism in Eukaryota, Viridiplantae, Streptophyta, Magnoliopsida, Sapindales, Anacardiaceae. The coding region runs from base 33 to 1364 and encodes 443 amino acids. Gene Ontology annotation, cellular component: cytoplasm; nucleus; plasma membrane.